This is a messenger RNA of Naegleria lovaniensis, 588 nucleotides long. RefSeq lists its product as uncharacterized. NCBI's taxonomy places the organism in Eukaryota, Heterolobosea, Eutetramitea, Acrasida, Naegleriidae. Bases 1 to 588 code for a protein of 195 amino acids. The transcript has a single exon. The record is from RefSeq and is a predicted model, not a curated record.
AUGAGCAGCAACAACACCUCAGCUCCAUCAUCACAGCCAACACAAGCAUCAUCAGAAGCAACCACACAAUCGACAUUUGCCCCACUCCGACAAUAUGAUUCCGAGACUGGAAGAAUACCCACACUUUACUCUACUUUUCAUAAAGAAGAAAUUCAACGGACAGUUGAAGAGAAACAACGAGUGGGACAAAUGCCAAAACCUGCAUCCAAGUCUUUGAAUUCGUUUCAGAAACUGCUCUCGUAUGUACCUCCAAUCAAGUACCGAUUUGGCAGAGAAUUCUUUAAAUUUGCAUGGUAUCUCAUGUAUCCAUUCGGAGUAGUGUUUGCAAUUUCUCAGCCAGCCAUCAAAGAAUGGAUUGUAUCGAAAAUGCCAGAAACCAAGAGUUAUAUGGAUAGUUGGGAGGCCAACAGAUCAGAAGAAGAGGUUAACUUGGCAGAAGAUAUGAAACAAAACGAACUAGGAAACACAAAUCACUACAAUUUAUAUUGGCAAGAAAAAGCAAAGAAUGAUGAAAGAGUUAAAAAGUUUUUGGCAAUGCAACGAAACAAAGUAGAGGAAGAUAUGAAAAGCAAAAGAGUGGAGGAAUAA